CAUAAUUUGACAUUUCCUGUUUACGUAUCUACUAUCUACGAGUUGAUCUAUAUUAAUUUCUGUUUUCUACUUUGUUUUAUAUAAAGAAAUAUAGUAAUUAUAAAUUAUUUGGAUUUAAUAUUAAAUAAUUAUGCUAUAUUGAACAUUUAUAAUUCAUUGUACAAAACCUUGACUGUGCCCAUGUUUUACUAAUGGUUCAAUAGGUUUUAUAUCACUAAAAAUUGUGGGUUUAUUGAAAAACUAUCAUAAUAUUGAUAAUUUAUAUCAAAUUAAUAUUGCAAUAAGUUAUCCUGAUAUAGUUAAGGUUCGUUUGUUGCUUUUACGGAUGGAGGCAAAAUUGAAAGAGUACCGUGCUCUACGACGCCGCAAAGAGUUGAUUGAUAACGCCAAGGAUAAACUGGAGAGAUCUAAAGAAAAAAUUGUAAACUUUUUAGUGCCUAAAAUAUUUACAAACAUGGAUAAGGAAAAGAAAGAGGAUGAAGUUGUUUUGAUGGAAAAUGAAGAACCACCAACACCAGAAUUAAUUAUCCAACCUGAAGAUCCUGGUGUGAGUGAAGAAAUUACUUCAGAAGUUAGCGAAUUGGAAUCCUUUGAAGAGGAGAAACAGGAAUCGUGGCGAUACUUUACCAUAAAGUGGUCUAUUUACAGUCUUACCUGGCUAACGUUGUAUAUAUUUUUCUUAAAAAUACAAUUUGGUGCUGUAUUUUUUGUCCUAUCUGUGUUAUUUGGUAUAUAUUUCAAUACAAGAACACGACCAAAGAAAAAAGGGGAAGUGUCAGCAUACAGUGUAUUUAAUGAGAAUUGUGUUAGUAUAGAUGGUACCUUAAAAGCUGAACAAUUUGAAAAAGAAAUCAUGUACGGAGCGGGCGGUGUAAAUAUAUUCAGAUGAAGGCUGUUUUACAAGUAGGUACUUAAUAAAGACAGAGGGUUAUAUCUGGAAAUGAGAUAUAUAUUAUUUUUCCAAAUUCAACAUAUAGAUACAGAAUUCAUGCCGGUCAAUAUUUUUAAAGUAUGUAUAUAUCAACGCAUUGACAGUAUGAUAUGUAAAAAUGUGACAAUGACCUUGUUAAUGUUUACUUACUGCCUCACCUACCAAUGGUUGAAGGUUUGAUUACUGCACAAUACAAACAUUUGUAUUCAUAAGUAUAUCUGUAUUGGAGUUUAUCUUAGUUUGAGACUAUAUGAUGCCAUAAAAUAUGUUCCAUGAUAUAUAUUAUUGAAAAAAAAAAGUCUCCACAAGGCAAACAUAGGUUAAAUGUGCUCUUAUUAGAAAAAUGUCUUCAGUAUAAUUUCUAUCUGUAUAGUCCUGCUUCUUUCUAUAUAUAAAAAUGUAUUAUCUGUGGUAUGGGUGUAAUGUAGUCUUCUCUCUAUUUCAUUGUGAUUUUUUACAACAAAUUCUAUAUUUGUGGAAAAUUGCUUAUUCUAUAUUGCUUAUUAUAAAUUUAAUAGUAGUAAUAAAAAUGUAAAAGUGACAAUUUUCAUAGUGGUUUGUCAAUCAGUGUUAAAGUCUCAAACAGAUAUACCAACAUACAUCUUCUUACCCAUAUUUAUUAGGGUAUUUAAAAUUAUUUUUUAGAAAGCCUGGCUCCUAUAAAUAGGUGGAUAUGUGCUUUCCACAGAUCUUUGUUCAUAGCUAAAAGCUCUACUCGCAUUCUGAGUAAGCAUUAGCCAAAUCUGAAGUGAGCACCUCACCUAGUUCCCCCUAAAAUACGCCUGUCCAUACUUCGAGUAUGGAUAUAGAUAAUAAUUAAUGAAAUAAAAAAGGCACAGACUAAUACUGGCAUGUUAUAUUAUAUUUAAAUAUAAUUACCAUAGAUAUAUAAUAUCUAUGGAUAUCUACUAUUAUUUCUAGUAUGGCAAUAGAUGAGAUUUGUAAUUGAUUGAUCAGUGAUUUCAUAUUAACUUGUGACAUUAACGUUAGCACCUAAGUGUUUUCUAUAUAACUUUGUAUGACACAUAUAAAGUUAAAUAUUAUAUAAAUAUUAAUAUUAUGGUAAUAAUUAUAGCUAUAAAUGAAAAUAAAAGUCUGAAGUAAUAAA
Galleria mellonella (greater wax moth) is the source of this 2039-nucleotide messenger RNA. RefSeq lists its product as uncharacterized. NCBI's taxonomy places the organism in Eukaryota, Metazoa, Arthropoda, Insecta, Lepidoptera, Pyralidae. Bases 326 to 889 code for a protein of 187 amino acids. The record is from RefSeq and is a predicted model, not a curated record. The transcript is spliced from 3 exons.